Messenger RNA from Venturia canescens, 1991 nucleotides. It is a transcript of the gene Pgd, whose product is annotated as phosphogluconate dehydrogenase. The transcript has 4 exons. Gene Ontology annotation, biological process: pentose-phosphate shunt; pentose-phosphate shunt, oxidative branch. Lineage: Eukaryota; Metazoa; Arthropoda; Insecta; Hymenoptera; Ichneumonidae. Gene Ontology annotation, cellular component: cytosol. The record is from RefSeq and is a predicted model, not a curated record. Gene Ontology annotation, molecular function: NADP binding; phosphogluconate dehydrogenase (decarboxylating) activity. Bases 177 to 1625 code for a protein of 482 amino acids.
UAGAAGGUCGGCUGACAGUGUGUACAAUCCUCUCGUUCGCUCAUCAGCGUCCCUCACUAUCGUCAAAUUCUUUAACAAUUCCAGUACUUUGCUCGCAACUACUUGUUGUCGACUCUACUUGUUAUUUCCUCGAAUCGACGGAAUAUUCGCUUGCUUUUUCGUUUAAUAUCGUCAUCAUGAGUAAACCAGUGGCUGAUAUUGCUCUCAUUGGCUUGGCUGUGAUGGGUCAGAAUUUAAUUCUCAACAUGAACGAUCAUGGUUUUGUUGUUUGUGCUUACAAUCGUACAACUGACAAAGUCAAAGCUUUCUUGGAUAACGAAGCCAAGGGAACCAAAGUUGUCGGAGCUUACAGCCUUGAGGAAAUGGUCAGUAAACUGAAAACACCAAAGAGGGUCAUGAUGUUGGUCAAAGCGGGCUCAGCAGUAGAUGCUUUCAUCGAAAAGUUGGUGCCACUUUUGUCUCCGGGAGAUAUCAUAAUUGAUGGUGGUAAUUCCGAGUAUCAGGACACUCAAAGACGGUGUGAGGAGCUUGAAAAAAAAGGAAUCCUCUUUGUGGGUAGUGGAGUGAGCGGUGGCGAAGAAGGCGCAAGGUAUGGGCCAUCUUUGAUGCCUGGCGGAAAUCCAAAAGCUUGGCCCCACAUAAAGCCAAUAUUUCAGGCAAUAUGCGCAAAAGCAGGUGGGGAACCUUGUUGUGAUUGGGUCGGUGAAACAGGUGCUGGUCACUUUGUUAAAAUGGUGCAUAACGGUAUUGAGUACGGUGAUAUGCAGUUGACGUGCGAGGCUUAUCACAUAAUGAGAGACGGUUUGGCUUUGAGUCCUGAUGAAAUGAGUAAUGUUUUCGACGAAUGGAACAAGGGGGAGCUUGACUCAUUCCUCAUUGAAAUAACUCGAGACAUUCUUAAGUACAAAGAUUCUAAAGGCCAUUUAUUAGAGAGGAUUCGUGAUACAGCUGGUCAAAAAGGUACCGGAAAAUGGACUGCGAUAUCAGCCCUCGACUACGGUGUACCGGUCACUCUAAUUGGCGAAUCUGUAUUCGCGAGGUGUCUCUCAGCUCUGCAAAGUGAACGUAUCGAAGCCAGUAAAGUACUCGCUGGACCCAAUGAAACUUACAAAGGCGAUAAAAAACAAUUUCUCGAACAUUUGAGAAAAGCUCUUUACGCCUCAAAAAUUAUUUCGUACGCUCAGGGAUUUAUGCUGCUUCGGGAGGCUGCCAAAAUCCACAAUUGGAAUUUGAAUUAUGGUGGAAUCGCUCUCAUGUGGCGAGGCGGAUGCAUUAUCAGAAGUGUUUUUCUCGGGAACAUUAAGCAAGCUUUCGACAAAAAUCCGAAACUAUCGAAUUUAUUGUUGGACGAAUUUUUCGCCAAGGCAAUGAAGGAUUGUCAAAGCAGUGCGAGAACAGUCGUAUCAACUGCGGUUACAAUUGGAAUUCCCACACCGGCACUGUCGACCGCUCUCGCUUUCUACGACGGUUUUCGUACUGCUCGUUUACCAGCCAACUUACUCCAAGCACAGAGAGAUUACUUUGGCGCUCAUACUUACGAGCUUCUUGGACAGGAAGGAAAAUUCGUUCACACCAAUUGGACCGGAAGAGGUGGGAACGUUUCAGCUUCGACUUAUGAUGCGUAAUAGUUUGUCUAUCAUUGGGGACUAGCAUUUAAUUGAAUUUUUCGAAAGAAUUUUUGCUUUCGUCGUCGAAUUAUCCAAUGUUCAAAUUAAUGGGGAUGAGUGAAAAAUUUAUGAGUAUAACUUUGCGACUGUGACAAUAAUGCACAACAAUUAACGUAACACAAAUAUUUUUACAUUUUUUUUGUUAAAUACAAUAACUUUUGUUGUUGUCGAUAUUGUUCAAUAAGAGGGUUGUAAAAUUUUACAUACUAUUUAAAAUUAUUACUUAUGCAGAAUUAUAAAAGAUUAUAAAAGACAAAAGAUGUAAAUUAUUAUUAUAAUGUAUAUUUUGUACAAGGAUCUAUAUAUAAACAACUGUUUAACGGA